UGAAAAAAUAAAGUGAAUUCUGAAAAUGGUUGUUAAUUUACUAAACAAAAGGUGAAAUUAAAAUUUGUAAUGGCCCGGAAAAAGUGAAUUGUGUUGGUGCAGACCCAGCUGUGCAUGAAAAGCCCGCUUCCCUAAGAAGGGAGCCCAUGCCGAGUAAUGAAGAUGAAUAAAUGCCAACGACGCCUCGAAUUUCAAGCAAUUGUGUACAAAUGUUAAAACGAGAUUUCAAAGCGACGCAAUGCGCGCAAUGUUAAUAAAGUAUAGAAACUACAGUGUAGGAGCAGGCAUAUAUUACUUGGCGGAUCAUCUUGGGCAAUCAAUCAAACAGGAAGAUGACUACAAGGUGCACCUGCCGCUCCUGGUGGCAAGGAAAAAGAAGACUCCCGGUGGCUCACGCAAGCAGAACUUUGACCACCUGGAGGUGAGCUUCACCAGAAGCAGCCGCGGUAACAACCUGCUGACCAUCGACGGGAAACCCUUCACCCUCAAUCGCCGGAUCAAGGAUGUCUGCUACUGGGAGUGCGUCAAACUGCGCUGCAAGUACAUCAAGUGCUCCGCCCGCGUGGUGACCAAAUCCAAUCGGAUCUCGGCACUGCGCGGGCUCCACAACCAUCCCUAA
Molecule: messenger RNA, 619 nt
Organism: Drosophila santomea
Lineage: Eukaryota; Metazoa; Arthropoda; Insecta; Diptera; Drosophilidae
Exons: 2
Coding region: 239-619 (126 amino acids)
Source: RefSeq, a predicted model, not a curated record